Rotaria sp. Silwood1 is the source of this 306-nucleotide messenger RNA. Lineage: Eukaryota; Metazoa; Rotifera; Eurotatoria; Philodinida; Philodinidae. The record is from the annotation of a GenBank genome assembly.
AUGUCAAUACGUGUUUGUAAAAUUAAUUUAAAUUCAUUAUUUGUAUUUACUGAUAGUGAUGAUUGUAUGAUAAAAAUAACAAAUAUUUUGAAUUGGAUAUGUUUAUAUACUUUGCAUAAACAUCAAGCUCCUAUCAAUACUCUUUCUAUUGAUCCUUAUCAGGCAACAACAUUAAUAAGUGGUUGUUAUAAUGGAACAUUAUGUUCAUGGGAUAAUGAUUGUUUGAAACAGAUACAUGUCAAUGCGCAUCCAUCCUCAAUAAUAAUUGAUAUAAAUAUCAGUGAUCAUUCAUCGACUAAACGAUAA